CGAAAUUCUUGAUUUGACAAUCAAAAUUAUAUUAAGGAGAACUUCAUCAUCAAUAUGGAAGAAUACAGUGAAGAAUCUCAAACGGAAAAAUUGGAGACCACCUCAACUGAAUGCCAUGCAAUCGAGCCACCAUAUUAUAGACUUCUUGACAAAUGCAAACAACUAUUGGACAAACCACCAUCAGAAUAUUCCGCCACUGAAUCCGAAGCUUCCAACUCCAUCGAAUCACCGUACAAUAUCCUCGACCCAGAUCGUUUCGUAUACUUUGAUUCAACAUGGUUCUCGACCAAGUACCCCGAAAAGAAGAAGUCCCUCAUGAAAAUUGGAAGCGUAGAGUCUCCUUACUACCUGCUGGAAGGGAACAAGUAUAAAUAUCCAGAAGCUGCUGCAUUCCACGGAACUGGAAGGAUUGAUGAAUCCUUGGAAGUAUAUGAAAAUUAUCUUUUAAGGAACGUGAAGCGCUUGAUUCGAAAGCCAUGGAAAGUCAAUAUUAUGAAUUUGCGAACUUGUAUGACCAACGAUAUUCUGAACAGUAUAAACCCGCAGGAGUUUCAGGAUGUUCGUCAGAUUGCCAUGAAUCUUGUGAAUAGUGUCCUGGUAGAUGCUGUGAACAUCAUCAACCAACAAAUGAGAGACUCAAAUCGAGACGAUCUGUAUGUGGUACCCGAGUAUGAAAGUGAGCGGGCUCUUACCCCUUUUUCUUGGCCCCAAAUGAACCAUUUCGACUUGGACUAUAUAGAGGAUGUUAUCCGUAGAUAUGUGGAGCGGUGGGUCCUUGAUCCUGGUUUUAAAUUCUUCAUAAGAUACAUAUCUCAAAGAUCGACCGAUACCAGUGAUUUUUACUACUACCAAGUGAUGUUUAGUAAGCCUACGGUGGUUUGUCCAAAUCCUCAAGGAACGGCCAAUGUUUUUUUCACGGUGGAAGUCACACCAGUUGUGGUGGAAAAGAUACCGAUCCAUGUAACCUAUCAAUUUGAGGAUUACUCACAAAUUCAUAAGCCAGAUGGACGCUUCAAAUUUCAACGAUUUAUUAUCAAUAAUAUAAUCAAGAAUAAAAUAAAAGUUUUCACUGAAUUGGAGUUUUGAUCGGUGAUGUUUAUUGGCUGGUGGGUGUGUCUUUUUGUGAGUGUUUUAUUGUCUAAAUGAAAAAUGAAAUUGUAUCUUACUCAAGAGAUUUAUAAUGUGAUGCUUUAAUUAAAUAAUGUU
Molecule: messenger RNA, 1206 nt
Organism: Hermetia illucens (black soldier fly)
Lineage: Eukaryota; Metazoa; Arthropoda; Insecta; Diptera; Stratiomyidae
Exons: 2
Coding region: 55-1086 (343 amino acids)
Cellular component (GO): cAMP-dependent protein kinase complex
Molecular function (GO): protein kinase A regulatory subunit binding
Source: RefSeq, a predicted model, not a curated record